Molecule: messenger RNA, 1773 nt
Organism: Rhizoctonia solani
Lineage: Eukaryota; Fungi; Basidiomycota; Agaricomycetes; Cantharellales; Ceratobasidiaceae
Product: major facilitator superfamily transporter
Exons: 22
Coding region: 1-1773 (590 amino acids)
Biological process (GO): transmembrane transport
Cellular component (GO): membrane
Molecular function (GO): transmembrane transporter activity
Source: RefSeq, a predicted model, not a curated record
AUGCCCGAGGAUAGUAGAUCGACAUUCAACGGCCAAUUCCAGAUAGGGAAAAACGGUGAAUUUGCCGUGCAUCCUGUUGUGGGGAGACGCACCGCUCCUACGACUACCCCACAAGAGUCACUGAUCGUCCGCUAUGUCCAAUCAUCGAACCCCUCGCAGGAGUCGGUUGUUGGUGAGAAGCAAGAAGUAAUUGAGAUUGAACAUAGCCCCGUCGUCCACGAUGAGGCUGCUCCUAGUACAAGUAGGCCAAGAAAAUCGACAGGCGGUCACGGAGACGCCGCACUUGCUAUUCUUGGUGCAUCUGACACUCCAGUGGAGAUAUCCCCUGAACAAGAUGCUGCGGUGCUGCGCAAGGUUGACCGUUGGCUUGUGCCGGUCAUGCUCAUGGUGUACUUUCUCCAGCAGCUCGAUAAAUCAUCCCUUUCUUACACCUCAGUUUUCGGGAUCGUUUCCGAUACCAACCUGGUCGGGUCCCAGUAUAGCUGGUUGGGCUCAAUUGUUUAUGUGGCCCAGCUUAUCUGGCAGCCUGUCUCGUCGUAUUUUCUCGUGAAGCUACCGGUGGGAAAAUAUUUGUUUUUCAAUGUUUUUAUGUGGGGGGUUAUUGUUGCUUCGACGGCUGCCGCACAUAAUUUUAGUGGCUUGAUUGCGACUCGGUUUUUCUGGGAAUAUUUGAGGCUACCGUCGGUUGCACCGUGCUUCAUUACGAUCACUCAGAUGUGGUGGAGACGUAGAGAACAAACCAUGCGACUUAGUCUUUGGAUGGCCAUGAAUGGAGUGACAAGUAUGUUCGGAUCUCUGAUUGCAUUUGGAAUCGGGCACAUUCAUGGCUCACUCAAGCCAUAUCAAACAAUAUUUUUGUUUAUUGGCCUCUUAACUCUAGUGUGCUCUCCCGUAGUAUACUUCGUUCUUCCCGACUCUCCUUCAACUGCGAAGUUCCUGUCACAGGAAGAGAAGGUGAUUGCCCUAGAAAGACUACGUGCGAACAACCAAGGGACUGAAUCUAAGAGUUGGGAGUGGGGACAGUUUGUAUGCGCGCUGCCGUCAGGGGGUAUUAGCACUUUCGGACCACUGAUUAUCAAUGGUUUCGGGUUCAGUCAAUUCCAUACCAUUUUAUUAAACAGCCCAUUCGGCGCGUUCCAAUGGCCGGUCCUCUUUUUCCUUACUCUUCCCCCUAUCGCUGGAGCCUCGGCGCUGUACGUCUUGGGCCGCGAACCAGAGCUUAGAAACGAGUUAUUAGGAUGCUAUUACGUUCUAUCGUUUUUCACUGGUAUCCAACCCAUGCUUUACUCUUGGGCCUCGCAAAACACGGCAGGUCACACAAAGAAGACAUGCACUACAGGCCUUAUCUACGUUGCUCAAUGCGCCGGAAAUAUUGUUGGACCUUUGCUCUACAAGACGACCGAUGCACCAUACUACCAUCGUGGACUCAUUGCCAAGCAAGUAGCCUCAGAACCCGCACCUGACUAUUUACUCAUAUAUGACCCUCACCUAUCUAGUCUCAUCUGUUGGAUAAUUCUAGCAGUUUUGACACCUGUCACUGCGCUCUAUCUGGCUUUCUUGAACAAACAACAUGCUUCAGCCCGUCGGCGCGCCGGGAAAAAAGCAGAGGUCAUAGACACUUCAUUGGAAGAUUCAAAACAUGCGAGACAGGCUGCUAAGGAGAACGAGAAGUCUGACGGUGAUGAGAGCGAGGGCACAAAGAGACGCUUGAAUGACCAGGCGUUCAACGAUCUAACAGACCUUCAGAACGAGGAUUUUAUAUAUGUUUUGUAA